AUGCGCCUUCUUGGCGUUCUUCUUCUGCGUAUUCAAGGAAAAAAUACAGCCGUGCAAGUGUUCAUACCAAAAGGAUCGUGCUACUCGAUGACCCUCAGGGACAAGCAUGUAUGCAUCGAGGACGCGAUGAAGAACAACUGCCCGAUCUGCUACGAGUACCUGUUCGACUCCCUGAGGGAGGCGUCGGUGCUGCGGUGCGGCCACACCAUGCACCUGCACUGCUUCCACGAGAUGCUCAAGCACGACAAGUUCACUUGCCCCAUGUGUUCCGUGUCCAUCUUUGACAUGGAGAAAUUCUUGAGGGCCUUGGAUGCCGAGAUUGAGGCGAGCUUCUUACACAUGGGAAAGGGAUGGAUCGUCUGCAACGACUGCUGGGACACGACCAGAGUGUAUCCGGGCAUGGCGGGGCAGAGGAAGUGUUGCCACUGCCAGUCCUACAACACCUGCAGGGUCGCUCCAUCGGUGCUGCCGGCCUAGUAGACAUGAUAGUAUGAUACCCGCGUCGGUGACGACUAUGGUUAUUUAGUACGUAGCUGCCAUUGAUGUAUUAUUUCCAGUUCAACAUGAGCUGUGCAGACUGCAGAAGCAUUAUAUACGGUGUCAAUUUAUAU
Hordeum vulgare subsp. vulgare (domesticated barley) is the source of this 611-nucleotide messenger RNA. Its product is annotated as E3 ubiquitin-protein ligase SRFP1-like. The coding region runs from base 1 to 477 and encodes 158 amino acids. Gene Ontology annotation, molecular function: ubiquitin protein ligase activity. The transcript has 5 exons. The record is from RefSeq and is a predicted model, not a curated record. Gene Ontology annotation, cellular component: nucleus. Gene Ontology annotation, biological process: ubiquitin-dependent protein catabolic process; protein ubiquitination. NCBI's taxonomy places the organism in Eukaryota, Viridiplantae, Streptophyta, Magnoliopsida, Poales, Poaceae.